This is a messenger RNA of Salvelinus fontinalis (brook trout), 11746 nucleotides long. It is a transcript of the gene polq, whose product is annotated as polymerase (DNA directed), theta. The record is from RefSeq and is a predicted model, not a curated record. Gene Ontology annotation, molecular function: DNA-directed DNA polymerase activity; DNA binding; ATP binding. The coding region runs from base 393 to 10613 and encodes 3406 amino acids. Lineage: Eukaryota; Metazoa; Chordata; Actinopteri; Salmoniformes; Salmonidae. Gene Ontology annotation, biological process: DNA-templated DNA replication; double-strand break repair via alternative nonhomologous end joining. The transcript is spliced from 36 exons.
GUCCUCUUUCUUUUAUUUGUUGACAUUAUUUGCAGAAACAAAUGUAGCUUACUCUGUGCUAUAUUCACAACUUUUGCAUGCUAAUGUUGUUAAUGUUAUCUGGCGAAACGUUUAAUUUUGUAGCAAAAAGUGACUACAACUAACUUUCAGCUAACGUAACUACUUUAACGUUAGUUAGCUAGUUAGCUAACGGUUGUUACAAGUAUACUAAUUAAUGUUUUAUUUCACCAUGAUACGCUGUCGUAGUGAACCUGCUGCCUGGUUGCUCCAGCCAGCCCAGUAACAGUGAGGUCGGAUAUGGAGGGUUGCUGAGCCCUGCUCUCUACCGUGGUCCGUCAGCCAGUCCAGCCGGACAGGACUCCGGUCAGGAGACGCAUAGUUAGGACGACAGGAUGAGCUCCGCGGCCCCUCCGGCCAAGAGGAAAUGUUACAUGGGACGACAUCAGAUCAUCAAGAAAAACAGUGUCCCCGACCCUGAGCAGCCACUCACCCCAAGACGCUCCAGUCGCCUGCAAAACACUCAUACACACACGUUGCGUGACAACACACACACGUUGCGUGACAACACACACACGCUGCGUGACAACACACACACGCUGCGUGACAACACACACACGCUGCGUGACAACACACACACGCUGCGUGACAACACACACACGCUGCGUGACAACACACACACUGCCCAGAAUGUGGCUGCAGGACAGGUGUGUGUGGUAGGAGACUCCUCUUUAGACCCCGGAGAGGAGAUGCUGCAGGUGCUGGAAGCUCUGGAUCCUGGAGGGAUGAAAUUAACACAUGGGGUAGAGAUGGGGGUAUCUUUAAUCCAGAGAGGGGUAUCCCACGUCUCUGCAGCUCCAGCCCAGACCUCCCACAGCCUGACACCAGGAUCAGAGGUCGGGGCUAGGGGUGGACUUGGACCAGGUGUGUGUGAACAUCCAGGGCUGGUUCAGACAGCGCACCGUAAGAACCUGGCUCAGUGCCUGCUGUUCAGUGAAGACUCGGAGGACAGAGAGCAUGCUGGGACACUUCCACACAGACCUACGGACGCCUCACCCCCCCAGAAGAACUGCAGCUCCAGAGGUAGGAAGCGCAGGGCCAGGGGGAGGAGCUCUGAGACCACACCCACAGGAAAUGGUUCCUGCCAGAAUGCUGACUCCCCAUUGGACGUGUCUGAUGACUUCAUCCUGUUCAGCCCCUCCCACCUGGCACGGGCGAGGGAGAGAGGGGUGCUACAGCGCUCUCUGAGGAACAACAUGUCAGCCUCUGUUCUCACGCCCCCUACUGGGCUGGAGGCCAGCACACUCAACACUACAGGGGUUGGUCUGUCAGCGGUGUGUGUGCGUCCAGACGAGCAGUGUGACAGGUUGUUGUUGUCCAGCUGGGGGCUACCUGCUGGCGUCCUUGAGCGUUACCGUCGUCAUGGUGUCUCCUCCAUGUUCCCCUGGCAGGCUCAGUGUCUCAGUCUGGGACGCGUGCUGCAAGGUCACAACCUGGUCUACUCAGCCCCAACCAGUGCAGGGAAGACCCUGGUGGCAGAGCUGUUAAUGCUGAAGAGAGUUCUGGAGACCAGGAGGAAGGCUCUGUUUAUUCUGCCCUUCGUAUCCCUGGCCAAGGAGAAGAUGACCUACCUACAGAGUGUGUUCUCCGAGGCGGGGGUGUGUGUGGAGGGCUACAUGGGAGGCCGGGCUGCUCCUGGAGGUUUCAGUAGUCUGGACGUAGCAGUGUGUACUAUAGAGAAGGCCAACUCCCUCCUCAACAGACUCAUAGAGGAGGACUCCAUGGACCUACUGGGUGUGGUAGUUGUGGAUGAGCUUCACAUGGUAGGAGACUCCGGUAGAGGAUACCUGCUGGAACUACUGCUCACCAAGAUACGAUACAUCGCCCUCAAACACAACACCAACAACGGCUCCUUAUCAGAAGGUAUCCAAAUCGUGGGUAUGAGUGCCACCCUCCCAAACCUGUCCCUGCUGGCUGGGUGGCUGAAUGCGGAGCUUUACCAGACUGACUACAGACCCGUCCCCCUGAAGCAGAGGCUCAAAGUGGGGAGCAGCAUCUACGACUCCAGCCUCUCUCUGGUCCGAACCUUCAAGCCCCUGAUCGCUGUCAAGGGAGAUGAGGACCACAUACUGUCUCUAUGUUAUGAGACAGUGAGUGAGGGUCACUCUGUCCUCCUGUUCUGUCCUUCCAAGAGCUGGUGUGAGAAACUGUCUGACAGCAUUGCUAGAGCGUUCUACAACCUCACACACACAGGUGAUCAGAAUGGCUCAGCGCUCCAGGCUGUGGCAUUGGACCAAGGGGGAGUGGUGGAUGUGUUGGCCCAGCUCAGACGCACCCCAGCUGGGUUAGACCCGGUCCUGCAACGCACCGUGCCCUGGGGGGUGGCCUUCCACCACGCUGGUUUGACGUUUGAUGAGCGAGACGUGUUGGAGGGAGCGUUCCGAGGGGGCGUGGUCAGAGUGUUGGCGGCGACCUCAACCUUGUCAUCAGGGGUCAACCUGCCUGCACGCAGGGUUAUCAUACGAACUCCGACCUUUAAUGGCCGUCUGCUCGACCCACUGACCUACAGACAGAUGUCCGGACGCGCCGGGAGGAUGGGAGUCGACACGGAGGGGGAGAGUGUGUUGGUGUGUAAGGAGGCGGAGCGUCAGAAGGGUGUGUGUCUUCUCCAGGGCUCUCUGCAGCCAAUCAGCAGCUGCCUGGUGAAGAGGGAGGGGGAGGGCCUAACCACCAGCAUGCUCCGAGCCAUCCUGGAGAUCAUCGUUGGGGGCGUGGCCAGCUCUCCUCAGGAUGUGAGGCUUUAUGCUUCCUGUACGUUGCUGGCUGCUGGCGCCCGCUAUGACACCACACCUACACCAGAGGGCGCCGUGACGGCGGGAGGAGGAGAGACGGGAGGAGGAGUGCAGGAGGGCGCGAUAGAAGCAUGUGUGGAAUGGUUGAUUGAGAAUGAGUUCAUAUCUAUCCAAAGAGAGGGUAAUGAGAUGGGGAGAGGGGGAGAGGGGGAUGAGAGAGGGGGGGCAGGAGGACAAGAGAGGUACUGCCCCACCCACCUUGGUUCUGCCACCCUCUCCUCCUCUCUCUCUCCUGCCGAGGCACUGGGCAUCUUCUCAGAUCUACAGAGAGCCAUGAAGAGCUUCGUAUUGGACAACGACCUACACACACUCUACCAGAUAACCCCCGUGUAUGCUGAGUGGACCACAAUAGACUGGUACCAGUUCUGGUGUCUGUGGGAGGGGCUUGGCUCAUCCAAUAAGAGAGUAGCAGAGCUGGUGGGUGUUCAGGAGAGCUUCUUGGCUCGGUCUGUUAGCGGGAAACUGAUCGCCAAGACAGACAGACAGAGACGACAGAUGGCCAUACACAAACGGUUCUUCACUACUCUGGUCCUUCAGGACUUGGUCAAUGAGGUUCCUCUGGGUACCGUGGCAACCAAGUACAACUGUAGCCGUGGACAGCUACAGUCUCUUCAGCAGUCUGCCUCCACGUAUGCAGGCAUGGUAACGGUGUUCUGCCGGCGGCUGGGAUGGCACAGCUUGGAGCUACUCCUGUCUCAGUACCAGACCAGGCUGAGCUUUGGGGUCCAGAGGGAACUGGUCGACCUGGUCAGGGUCUCACUGCUGAGCGCAACAAGGGCACGAACACUCUACGACCAGGGCCUCGCUACGGUGGCCCAGCUGGCCAGGGCAAAGGUCAAUGAGGUGGAGAAGGCCCUACGCAAGGCUGUCCCCUUUAAGAGUUCUCGUCGUGCGAUGGAUGAGACCGAGGGGGAAGCAGCCGAAAGGCGGAGCUUACGGUGUGUCUGGGUCAGUGGGGGGCGGGCUCUAACAGAACACGAGGCAGCCAUUGCAAUCGUGUCUGAGGCCAGGCUCCUCCUCCAGCAAGACCUCGCCCUAUUGGGGGUGACCUGGGACCCAGGGACACUGCCCACGGAAACACGCCCUAACAACGACCAUGACAACGACUCACCUGAGACACAGCGGGACCGGUCCAAAUCCUGGAGAGAUAGAGAGAGGAGGUUAAACGAGAAGAAAGAGAGGGAAGACGGAGGGAAAGAGGGAAGGAGAGAGGGAGAGAGAAACGUGGUUGAACAGAAAGAGGUAGAGGGGAGAGAGAAGAGUGAGGUAGAGAGGAAAGCAGUAGAGCAGAGAGGGAGAGAGAAGAGUGAGGUAGAGCAGAGAGGGAGAGAGAAGAGUGAGGUAGAGCAGAGAGGGAGAGAGAAGAGUGAGGUAGAGAGGAAAGCAGUAGAGCAGAGAGGGAGAGAGAAGAGUGAGGUAGAGAGGAAAGCGGUAGAGCAGAGAGGGAGAGAGAAGAGUGAGGUAGAGAGGAAAGCGGUAGAGCAGAGGGAGAGAGAGAAGAGUGAGGUAGAGAGGAAAGCGGUAGAGCAGAGAGGGAGAGAGAAGAGUGAGGUAGAGCAGAGAGGGAGAGAGAAGAGUGAGGUAGAGAGGAAAGCGGUAGAGCAGAGAGGGAGAGAGAAGAGCGAGGUAGAGAGGAAAAGGGUAGAACAGAUGAACAAGGGUGAGCAGAGAGAGAGGGAAGAGAGAGGAGUGGAGGAAGGUGAGAGAGAGGCGAGAGGAGGGGUGAAGGUGGGAGAGAGGGAAGAGGGAGGAAGCGAGGAAGACCCUAACCUUCCUGUCUGUGAUGGGAGAGGUAUAAACACCCAGGACUUAGCUGAACUAGUCAGUAGCCCUCAUCCCCCUCUCAAUCCCUCCAUCCACCCCUUCCACUCUCCCCCUCCACGUUUCAGAGCCCCCACCUCCCGAGUGGAGGAACCUCGGGCCAGUGUUUCUGGGGGGACAGUAAAGAGGGACGGACUGGGCGUGGCAGGGAGAUCUCCUGCACAGGCAUGUAGAGGACAGCCGUCCACAGCUCUGAGGAAAGUACUGCGCUCUAUACACUCAAAGAGGAGAGAGAGGGAGGAGGAGGAGAGAGAGGAGGAGAGGGUGGAGAGAGAGGAGGAGGAGAAGAGGGAGGAGGAGAAGAGGGAGGAGGAGGAGAGGGGAGAGAGAGAGAAGAGGUUAGAGGGGGAGGAGAAGAGCGUAGAGAAAAGAGAGAGUGAGGAGAGGAGGAGAGGAACAUCGUUUAAACUUCCUCCUGAAACCCUACCAGUCCCUGCCCCGAUCUCGGUUUCAACCCCAAAGUCAGCACCCCUCCUCCAGAGCAAGACACCACCAGAGGUCCCUGUACCCCCUCCUCCCUGCCUCCUCUCCCCUGUCCCUCCUCCCCUCUUCCUCUCCUCUGCCCAAGCCCCAGCUCUUUCUCUCUCUUUUGUAGUCAAACGCCGGAGGGUGGAAGAGGAGGAUCAGUGUGGGUCUCCAGAACUCUAUGAGGAGGAGGGAAGGUUUGGGGAUAGUUUAGAGUUGGACACUCAGACUGAGAGAAUGAUUCUACUACAAGACCAGAGAGAGGAGGAGAGGGAGAGAGAGGCUUCUAACUCACAGCAUGAGAGAGGGAGGAGGGAGAAGGGUGGAGAGGAGGAGAGAGGGAGGAGGGAGAAGGGUGGAGAGGAGGAGAGAGGGAGGAGGGAGAAGGGUGGAGAGGAGAAGAGAGGGAGGAGGGAGAAGGGUGGAGAGGAGGAGAGAGGGAGGAGGGAGAAGGGUGGAGAGGAGGAGAGAGGGGAGAUAGGGAGGAGGGAGAAGGGUGGAGAGGAGGCGAGAGGGAGGAGGGAGAAGGGUGGAGAGGAGAAGAGAGGAAGGAGAGAGAAAGGUGGAGAGGAGAAAUCCACUGACGUUAACCCACCGAACCCCUCACCAGUCAACAGUAUCCAUGGCAAACCCCAUACCCAUGGUUCCCAUGACGACACUGCGCCCAGAUACAUCUCUCUGACUGACAGCCAGAUGGAACAGAUCCUCGACGACCAGAUCUUGGCAGGCGAUAAUGAUGACGAUGAUGAACCCUUCCCACCCCCUAGCGCACACUGCUCCUCAGUGACCAAUGAGAAAAGUCUAAACGGCAGUAGCAGCUUCCUAUUCGACAGCCUGUACGACAGCUCCUUAUUGGCUGGGCUUAGCCACGACUCUCACCAAUCAGAGGAAGAGAAGGAGGAGGGGCCUGUUGUCAUGGAGACCAGUUUCCUGUCCAACCAGCAGCGGCAACGCAGCGGGCUCAUGGCCAAUCAGGAGGCAGAGGAACAGGAGGCCGUCCAAUGGGGCGAGUCGUCCUUCAACCUAUCAGAGUGGGGCGACUCUCUGCUGGUUGGAGAGCACUUCCUGGAGAGGCGGAGCCUGCUGAGACACACGGAGGGACUGCAACACGAACAAGACUGUGGUCAGACAGACAGACCCCAACCUGAACAUGGGGCAACAGAGCAACAUGGACCCCAACCCAACCACAGCAUGGGUCAGACAGACAGACCCCAACCUGAACAUGGGGCAACAGAGCAACAUGGACCCCAACCCAACCACAGCAUGGGUCAGACAGACAGACCCCAACCUGAACAUGGGGCAACAGAGCAACAUGGACCCCAACCCAACCACAGCAUGGGUCAGACAGACAGACCCCAACCUGAACAUGGGGCAACAGAGCAACAUGGACCCCAACCCAACCACAGCAUGGGUCAGACAGACAGACCCCAACCUGAACAUGGGGCAACAGAGCAACAUGGACCCCAACCCAACCACAGCAUGGGUCAGACAGACAGACCCCAACCUGAACAUGGGGCAACAGAGCAACAUGGACCCCAACCCAACCACAGCAUGGGUCAGACAGACAGACCCCAACCUGAACAUGGGGCAACAGAGCAACAUGGACCCCAACCCAACCACAGCAUGGGUCAGACAGACGAUCACGGUCGGGAAAACACACAUGACCAGUGUUUGACGGAGCGACCGCGACACAAUCACGGGGGUCAGUUAGAUGAACCCAAAGACAACCAUAACCCUAACCAGACAGACAGACUGACACAGAACACUGGUGGAGAAGAGGUGGAACCUUCCUGGUCAGAGAGAGGGGGAGAGGGGGGAGAGAGAGGUAGAGAGAAGAGGAGCGGUGUAGUGGGGGAGGAAAGGGGAGAAAAGGGAGGGAUUGAGAAGGAGAGAGAUGGAGGGAUUGAGAAGGAGAGAGAUGGAGGGAUUGAGAAGGAGAGAGAUGGAGGGAGAGAGAAGGAGAGAGAUGGAGGGAUUGAGAAGGAGAGAGAUGGAGGGAUUGAGAAGGAGAGAGAUGGAGGGAGAGAGAAGGAGAGAGAUGGAGGGAUUGAGAAGGAGAGAGAUGGAGGGAUUGAGAAGGAGAGAGAUGGAGGGAUUGAGAAGGAGAGAGAUGGAGGGAUUGAGAAGGAGAGAGAUGGAGGGAUUGAGAAGGAGAGAGAUGGAGGGAGAGAGAAGGAGAGAGAUGGAGGGAUUGAGAAGGAGAGAGAUGGAGGGAUUGAGAAGGAGAGAGAUGGAGGGAGAAGUGUUGCAGUGUGUGACAGCAGGCUUUUUAAAAGACCUGCAUCACGGAGAGAUGGAGGGGAAAACAGAAAGAGAGAGAGAGAGGAGGAGAGCGAGAAGAGGAGAGAGUCUGAACCCUCCCUCCACUGCAGCCCUGGACUCCAGGACAUCUUUGAUCGUUGGCCUAGUAUGUCUGACCAGCCCUCCCAACACCCUCUCCUGCCACCAGCUCACACACUCACACACACAGCUGUUGACAACACAGAGGACAGUUUGACUGGUCUGACUGGUCUAACAGCACUGGUACGUGCUGAGGAGGACAGAGAGACAGAGGACAGUUUGACUGGUCUGACUGGUCUAACAGCACUGGUACGUGCUGAGGAGGACAGAGAGACAGAGGACAGUUUGACUGGUCUGACUGAUCUAACAGCACUGGUACGUGCUGAGGAGGACAGAGAGACAGAGAAACCAGCUAGCAGCCACACAGAGACGGGAGAGACCAGUGUGAGAUGGGGGGAGACGAGGGAACCCCUGAGGGAGAAAGAGGGGGAGAGACGAGGGGAGACAGGAGAGACCAACACAGGGGGACAACUGGGGGAGAGAGAAGAGGGGAGAUCAGGUGGGGCUCAUGGGGACCUCAUUCCCCCAACUCCAGAAACCGUCAAACUGACCACCUCCUCUGUCCAAUCACCUCACACCAUGAGGACUAUCAACCAUUCACCUCUCACCACCAGACCUCUCAACCAACCAACUCUUAUUUCCCAUCCUCUCAACCAAUCAACCCCCACCCGUCGACCUAUCCACCAAUCAGCUCACUCCACCCGCCUCCCUGAUCAACCAGCAGUCUCUGUUGGUCCCCAAUCCCUGAAACCAGAUCCCAAAACAGACACCAAACCUCCCCCCAAAACAGACCCUAAACCUCCCCCCAAAACAGACCCUAAACCUCCCCCCAAAACAGACCCUAAACCUCCCCCCAAAACAGACCCUAAACCUCCCCCUCAACCCAAAACGUUGCUAGACUCUCCUCCUGUCCCCUCCUCCCCCCCAUCUCUGACUGACGAGGGCUUUACCCUCCAGCUCUCCCAGGAUGCAUCUCUCUCUCCCAGCAGCCCUAGCGGUGGGCUGGCCAUCAUAGACGUGGCGAGCGACAGAACACUGUUCUACACCUUUAUAGAGGAGUGGAGGAGGAAGGAGAGGUUUUCCCUCGUUCCUGUCUGUGGAACGAUAGAACACGGAGGAGACGGAGGGAUUGGAGGGAGGCAGAUGAGAGGUCUUCCCCGGUGUUCCUCGGAAAGUGUGGUGUUAACAGGACUGGCUGUCUGCUGGGGAGGAAAAGACUGUUACUACAUAUCACUACUACAGCAGCAGAGUACAGAGAUGAGCGACAGUCUGGCCCCGCCCCCGCUGGCUGCUGAUUUGCCAGUUGGAGAGAGGGUGGAGCAGAUGAGAGCCUGUCUGAGUAAGUCAUUGGCUGACGGGGCAGGGGGUGUGGUCAUGACGUAUGACAUCAUCCAGGUGUACAAGACGCUGGUGCUGAGCUAUGGUAUCUCCCUGGAAGGGCCCUGUGAGGACCUGAAGGUGGCGUCUUGGCUGUUGGACCCGGGUAGUGAGGAGAGAACUCUAACCAACAUGGUCACCUGCUACUGUCCCUCGGAACUACCGCUGCUGGAUGGGAACACACACACACACUCCCCCCGCCUACGAGCAGCCGUAGACAGCGUGCUAAUACACAGCACCAUGUGUCACCUCACUACCCUGCUGGAGAAAGACGGACUGAUAGAUGUGUUCCGCAGUGUGGAGAUGCGUUCCCAGGUGUGCCUGGCGCUGCUAGAGCUGAAUGGGAUUGGCUUCAGCUGGGAGGAAUGUGACAGGCAGAAACACGUGAUGCAGGCCAAGCUGUCAGCUCUGGAGACACAGGCCUACAGCCUUGCUGGACACAACUUCUCUCUGACUAGCACCGACGAUGUGGCACAGGUGUUGUUCCGUGAGCUGCGUCUGCCUCCUGGCUGUGAUUUGAGCGGGGGGAGGGUUAAGAAGACCCUGGGGUACAGCAGGCGAGGAGCAGGAUGCUCCGGGUUGGGGAAACCGUUCAGUACCACCAAGGACAUCCUGGAGAAGCUCAGUUCCCUCCACCCGUUGCCGGGGGUGAUUCUGGAGUGGAGGAGGAUCACCCACGCCUUGACAACGGUGGUGUUUCCCCUGCAGAGAGAGAAACGACAUCACCCCCUGCUGGCUAUGGAUAGAAUACACCCUAUCUCCCAGACACACACAGCUACAGGCAGAGUGAGCUUCACAGAGCCAAACAUCCAGAACGUUCCGAAGGACUUUGAGAUCCAGAUGGCCUCUGUGGUGGUGGAGAGCCCGCCCUCACAAGAUGGACGCCGGACAGGUCGGGGCCGUUCCAGGCUGACCAGACCUCCUCCUCCUGAAGGGGGCGUGGCCUUCUCCGUCAGCAUGAGACACGCCUUUGUACCUUUCACAGGAGGGAUGGUAUUAGCAGCAGAUUAUUCCCAGUUGGAGCUCAGAGUGUUGGCUCACCUCUCUAAGGACAGACGUCUGCUACAGGUGUUGAAUGGAGGAGCUGACGUGUUCCGCUGUAUCGCUGCUGAGUGGAAGAACAUUCACCUGGAGACUGUAGACGACACCCUGAGACAACAGGCGAAACAGAUAUGUUAUGGUAUAAUCUAUGGGAUGGGAGCCAAGUCUCUGGGAGAGCAGAUGGGGAUAGAGGAGGACGAUGCAGGUGCUUAUAUCCAGAGCUUCAAGGACCGAUACACAGGUAUCCAUCGGUUCCUGAAGGAGACGGUACGUAGCUGUGUGGAGAAGGGUUUUGUCCAGACUCUACUGGGGAGGAGGAGAUACCUACCAAACAUCAACACCAGCGGUUACACCAGGAAACAGGCGGAGCGUCAGGCUGUUAACACGACAGUCCAGGGAUCAGCCGCUGACAUCGUUAAACUGGCUACAGUCAACAUCCAGCAAUGUCUUAGAGACACCUACCCUGCUGCUCCUCUCUCACACCAGCACACACACACAGAGAGUCGGGGUCAUGGCAGGGCUGUUAAACGUCACCGUGGGGCGUUUUUCAUCCUGCAGCUUCAUGAUGAACUCAUCUAUGAGACCGCAGAGGAGGACCUCAUACAGGUGGCUCAAAUAGUGAAAAGAGAGAUGGAGAGUGCUGUGAAGCUCUAUGUUAAGCUGAAAGCCAAGGUCAAGGUGGGACCCAGCUGGGGAAACCUGCAGGACCUGGACAUCUGAACAAUGGCCCAAUGAUCUCCCCUUCCUCCCAACGGACCUGAACAAUGGCCCAAUGAUCUCCCCUUCCUCCCAAAGGAUCUGAACAACGGCCCAAUGAUCUCCCCUUCCUCCCAACGGACCAAUGAUCUCCCCUUCCUCCCAACGGCCCAAUGAUCUCCCCUUCCUCCCAACGGCCCAAUGAUCUCCCCUUCCUCCCAACGGACCUGAACAAUGUCCCAAUGAUCUCCCCUUCCUCCCAACAGGCCUGAACAACGGCCCAAUGAUCUCCCCUUCCUCCCAACGGACCUGAACAACGGCCCAAUGAUCUCCCCUUCCUCCCAACGGACCUGAACAACGGCCCAAUGAUCUCCCCUUCCUCCCAACGGACCUGAACAACGGCCCAAUGAUCUCCCCUUCCUCCCAACGGACCUGAACAACGGCCCAAUGAUCUCCCCUUCCUCCCAACGGACCUGAACAACGGCCCAAUGAUCUCCCCUUCCUCCCAACGGACCUGAACAACGGCCCAAUGAUCUCCCCUUCCUCCCAACGGACCUGAACAACGGCCCAAUGAUCUCCCCUUCCUCCCAACGGACCAAUGAUCUCCCCUUCCUCCCAACGGACCUGAACAACGGUCCAAUUGUCUCCCCUUCAACAGGAAGGAGGUAUUAUCGGGACCUGUUGGUGACAGGGCAGAGGCACAGUAUUUAUGAAUAUCUAAAGGAGUUCCACAGGGCAUGACUUUGUGGGUAUAAUGUUUGUGUCUUUAACAUAUUUUUAACCAGUGUACUGAAUGUAACGAGGAGGACUUGAGUGGGUCAGCAUCAACCUGCUGAGAUGAAAUGUGAUGUUUUGAUCCCAUAAUAUUGAUAUAACAUGGUGUGGUUACUGUCCACUAUUGAUAUAACAUGGUGUGGUUACUGUCCACUAUAAAUACUAUUGAUAGAACAUGGUGUGGUUACUGUCCACUAUAAAUACUAUUGAUAGAACAUGGUGUGGUUACUGUCCACUAUAAAUACUAUUGAUAUAACAUGGUGUGGUUACUGUCCACUAUAAAUACUAUUGAUAGAACAUGGUGUGGUUACUGUCCACUAUAAAUACUAUUGAUAGAACAUGGUGUGGUUACUGUCCACUAUAAAUACUAUUGAUAGAACAUG